GUUAAUAGUGACAGAGGUGUGUCACUUGGUUUCCAUAUGUGAAAUUGUCGAACACAUGACUGUACUGUACGAAUAAAAUAUUUCAUAUAUCUCCAUUAUUUUCCCUACUUUUACGCGGUAUACCCUUUUAAGCUUUUAAAGUAUACCAAAAAUUAUUUUUUAAGAAUUGAACUAAUACUUACUAAUGCAAUUAAAUGUAUGUUUAUGUUUAGGAAUAGUUUAGAGCAGUGGCUCUCAACCUUUCUAGUGCCGCGACCCCCUUAAUACAUUUUUUUUGUGUCGUGGCGACCCCCCAGCCACACAAUUAUUUUUGUUGCUAUUUCAUAGCUGUAAGGAUAUAUGUUUUAAGAUGGUCUUAGGUGACCCCUGGAAAGGGGCCCGCGACCCCAAAGGAGUCGCGACCCACAGGUUGAGAACCGCUGGUUUAGAGGGUUGGGUCUAGGACUACUACGUUGUAGACUGUAGUCUACAGUUUAUUUCUGUAGAAAUAAUAAAACACAUUAAAAUUAUAAGGGAUUACUACUAACUUUCUAUUACUACAUUGAUUACCCUACUAUAGGGUGACCAAAUCAUGAACUGUGAAAAAACGGGACAGACCCAAGGAGGGUUGUUGAGGGGGGUGGGGUGGAUACCCUCCAGCUAAAGAGGGGUCCGGCUGUUUAUUGAAAUAUGCUAGUUUGAACUAUUUUGAUACCUAGACUAGAAAUAUUUUAAAAUUUACCUUCACUUAAGUUUUUUAAUUUAAACUCUGAGGCUUAUCGUAAAAGAAAACAAUAAUUUUGGGUUAAAAAUGGGGACGCCUGCCACUUUUUUUAUCGAAUUUCACGAAUGUAUCCCUAAAUCGAUCCCUAUCCCUAACUUGAACCCUAAAUCGAUCCCUAUGCUUGCAUGCCUAACCUGAACCCUAAAUCGAUCCCUAAACCUAACCUAAACCCUAAUUCACUGCAACUAUAAUAAAGACACAAAAGACGCCGUGGUAGCCGUCCUCGGUUUUAGCCUAAUUGUGCAGUGAAUACUUAAUUAUUUAUACAUAUUAUACAACAUAAAACAACACAACAAAUUAAAUUUCUCUAGUCUAGGAUUUAAAUUGAGGAUAUUUGGCUGUUGUCCCAGGCAUUGUUAAAACCUCCUUCUUAUCUAAUAUAUAUAUAUGUGAAAAUGUUUUUGGUUUUAGAAACGGGACAUUUUUAGGCAUCCCGAGAGACUUUUUUGGGACACUGGUAUGAUCGUGAAAAAACGGGACAAUCCCGUUUUCACGGGACGUUUGGUCACCCUACCCUACUACUACUAAUACUUUGUUCAUUUUCGGGAUAGGUGUACUAAGUACUAACGGUGUAGGUUCAGAUUUAUUUUUUAGGGAUAGUGUUAGUUAGGUUUAGGGGUAAUAAUAAUAGGGUUAGGAUUGUAGCAUAGGUGAGCUGAAUGAUGAAUAUGUGGUUAAGUCAGAAGUAUAAUUUGAAUUACAAUACAUUUACAUCAAUAAAAUAUAAUGUAUCAUUUAAUUAAUUUUAAAAAGCCCACAGACCAUCAUGCCUACAUCAGUAUAUUGACAUUGUGAUUGUACAUCACACAAGUUACUUCAAGAUAAUCAUGAGUUCUAGCACCUCAACAUAUAUUAACAAAGACUGUGACUGUGUGUGUAAAGAUGAAAAGCAAAUUCUUUUAGAUACUUAUAAAGACAUAUCUGAUAAAAUGUGGCAUAUUAUUAGCCAAGCCCGAGAAAAUAUUCAAGGUAUGAAUUGUUACUCAAAUCGGUUAUAUUUUAAUAUGUUAUUUUACAUUCAAAGUUAUUUUAGAUACUUUUUGUAUUUUUAAAAUAUAGCCGAAGGCCACCUUGGCCGAGACAUUACAUCAGUAGGCCCCUUUUAAAUAUUAAAUUAUUGUUAGCCAUUAGGCUCUAUUUAAUAUUGUACACUUUUAAUUAUUUUCUAUUUUUGGCCUAUAUACAGUGGCAUAGUGAGGGUUAGUGCUGGCGAGUAGAAAAUGCUGUUUUUCUUAAUAUGCUGGCCAAGGCAGACCGCCCUACCUUUCUUAGGCCAGUGCCUGUUUAAAAAUUCCUUGUUAUUGUUUACUUACUUGACCAACAAAACAUGUCUCUGUUACAAAAGGAAGAGUAUCAUAAUUAUGUGUUGAGUUGAAGGUCAACAUUUUAAUAAAUAUGGCAGCCUAGAAAAUCAUUGAUUUAUCACAACAUUAAUUUUAAAUAGGUGAAAUGUAUACAUUUGUAAUGAAUAGCGAUAAAACUCAACCAACAAAUGUGAUCUUUUGAAACACUCUAUGUAUACUUAUUAUGACUUAUAUCUAUUGAAUCCUAAUGUUUUAUUUAUCUUAACUUAUUUAAACCUUCUUUUGUGGGGCUUAAAAUAAUUAUUUAUUUAUAUUUAUUUGAAGACAGUGUCGAUGAUUUUGUUGCAAAACAAAUUGGGCGACUUUUUCAAAUUGUUCCAGUCUACAAAAAAGCUUUUGAGGGGUAAGUGAUAGUGGUAUUUCACACAUUUAAUUUUAUGCCUAAAAAGGGAUAAGUUAUUUUGUAUUAAUUUUUCUAUCUAUUUUAACCUUACAUAGGAAAUUUGCUGAUAAUAUUUAUAAAAUCAUUUUCAUCUUUUGUUAAGGUUGUGUAUAAAUUAUUAUCCUGCUUUACAAAUUAAUAUUUAGGCCUAAUAAAAUACAUCUUAUUUUUCAGGUUAAACGUGAAAACAAAAGCUGAAUUUGAAAAAAAAGCUAGUCAUUAUUUUAGGUACAAAUUUCUUAGUUUUCCCAUUGAACAUUCAUUGCUUUGGUCUCCAUUUAAAUUAACCGUGUUUAGGAGGAUUGAAAAUAAAUUAUAUAAAAGUACUUAAUUAUUUAAGAGAUAAAUUUAAGAGUUUAUUAAUUUGAAACUUCUCAUAGUUGUAGAUUUGUUAUGUCUUUUAUCAUUAGGGAUCAAUUUGUACGUGAGGAAUUUGAUGAGCUUAUUCAGAAUGAGGUAUGAGCUAAAUCUUUUUAACAUUUGCUUUUGAAAUGAAAAAGAUAUAUGUUAUUGUAACAAUUCGCUUUCUUCAUCCUUUAAAUGAAAUCAAUCACUUAACAUUUUGAACAGAUUAAAAUGCAAAUAGACUUUUCUAGGGUUUUAAGGAAAUACAUAUUUCAAUGCUAGUAAGCUAUAAAUAAUUAACAGUUACAUAAAUAGUUAAAAAUUUGUUAACUUCUUAUAGAAUUUUUAUAUUAAAUCUAUAAGUUUCUUUGUCUUUCAGAGAGAAUGGGAUGAUCUCUUGAAAGAUGUCGAUAAAACCCUGUCUUCUCCUGAUGCCAUCCCUUUAGAAGUAGGGGACACAUUGCCAUUAUCCCUGUCUGUGAUUAACGCAAGAUCUAAAGUCGAAUCUAGCAUAAAAUCAUACUUAGAGGAUACGAAAUUCAUUGCCAUGAUUUUACUCCGACACUUUGCUUGAUUACCCUGACGAGAUCAUUUGCAUGCAAUAGUCCAAAGAGAGGUAACAGUUUUAAAUGUAUCUUUUUUACCAUGUACUCUUUGUCAGUAUUUUUAUUUUGAAAUAAUUCAUUGCAUUUAACUUUUUUAAAAAGUAUUUCAACUUUAGCACUCGUUAUGUUUCAUCACAAAUCUCUAUUUUAGUAUUCAAAGACCUUAAAUUUCCAAAACUUUUAUUCAAAACAACUAGGCAUUUUUUAAUAUCAUUAAUUAGGAAGAGUUCACACAAGCUGAAAUGAAAAUAUUGAUAGUAUCUUUUGGAGAAGAACGAGGGGCUGAGAAUUGGCUAAAGGAAACAAAAUGUCCUUAUGACAUGGUGUUGGACUCUGAAAGAAAUGUGAGUACUUGCUUAUAAGAACAUAUACUUGUACAAAAAAAAAAUGUUUAAAAAAACAACUUUUUAUCAAAGACAAGGGAAGAUGCUCUGAAAAGUAGAAAAUAAAUUAAAAUUUCUUGCAUUAAAGUGCAAAGAAAGAAUGCAAACGUGUAGAUGAGCACUCUAUGAAGCUAAAGGAUUCGAAUUGAAUGUAGACAAAAUUUACAUGUGUAUUAUUUUUAUUAAUUUAAAAAAAUAUUUUUUGCACCAAAUUUCUUUGCAUUAUGCAUUUUAAGAAAUUUAAAAUUAUUAUCUACUUUAUAGUGCGCUUUAACUCAUUUUUGAUAUAAAGUCUCUUUUUAAAAGAUGGUUAAAUAUUUUUUUUUCUUCUUUUUAGUAUUAAAAUUUUAAUUUUUAAAUUAUCUACAAAAAUAGAACUAUUUACUUUUUUAAACACGGAUGCUUACAAAAUCCAGGUUAAAGUGACUUAACUCUUUGCCUAAAACUAAAAAGUAGUUGUGAGCUCACCCAUCCGCCUGUUCACUUAGUGAAGCAGAAGUGGUCAACCAUUAUAAUUUGAGUGACAGUGGCAGUGUCAACUUGCUUCCGUUGUCCAGUCGUUCACCAGGGGAAAACGGCACAAAAUAUCUUAAAAUGUCAAGUGUGUAAACAAAAAAAAAAUAGAGCUCCAACACAAGAUGGAAAUGAUAGUAGAGAGAAAGUCUUUAAAAAGAAAGUGGUCACUGAUUUCAAAUUAAGCACAAAAAUACAUUCUCCUGGUAAAAAUUGUCAUAAACUCUAGAGAUGUUUUUAUUUCUUGAACAGAUAUACAAAGCUUUGGGUCUGCAGAGAUCUGUGUCCAAAGU
Molecule: messenger RNA, 4648 nt
Organism: Lymnaea stagnalis (great pond snail)
Lineage: Eukaryota; Metazoa; Mollusca; Gastropoda; Lymnaeidae
Source: the annotation of a GenBank genome assembly